Musca vetustissima is the source of this 1897-nucleotide messenger RNA. RefSeq lists its product as uncharacterized. Lineage: Eukaryota; Metazoa; Arthropoda; Insecta; Diptera; Muscidae. The transcript is spliced from 4 exons. Gene Ontology annotation, cellular component: cytoplasm. The coding region runs from base 1 to 1890 and encodes 629 amino acids. Gene Ontology annotation, biological process: negative regulation of protein kinase activity; negative regulation of TOR signaling; neurotrophin TRK receptor signaling pathway. The record is from RefSeq and is a predicted model, not a curated record.
AUGUUGUCGUGCAAAUGUUUAAAUUUUAUUGCAGCCACUGCCAAUAACCAACAACAGCAAGGAGCACCUCCUGCCUAUUCGUUGACCGAUGCUUUUCGACAGGCUUUCCUGCAGAAAUUUCCACGAAAUUUCAUUUUCUAUUCACAAUGCAUGGAUUUUUUUAAACAGGCCAUUGGUCCAGUUUCAGACCUGACCAUUAAUUCCAUCAGUCAAAGAGAUUUAAUCUACAGUCUUACAUUGGAUAUUUCCGAAUCCGAUAAUAUACCACAAACAUGGCAGCUUAGCAUCUGUAGUAAUUGUAAUGUUGUUCUAUGUGCUAAACGUAUUUCGGAUGCGUCCAAUUCACAACAGCAACAACAACAACAGAAUACACCCGUAUACCUCAUCAAUUGUGGUCUACUUACCAACAAUGAGGAAUUAUCGCAGAAACGUGCCGACAAAUCAUUUUCCGAUACAUUUGGUAUUCUAAUAAUGGAUCAUACCAAAUCUGAAGUUCCUUCCCAAAGUCAACAACAACAGCACAGCAAUGCGCUUACAAUUGGUUCCCUCUCAACCUCGUUUGUAACUGGCAGUAGCUUAGCGAAUCAUUUGGUGGACUCGAAGCAGUUACGUUUAAGGCAAAUACAGGCUAAUUUGCAACAGCGGCUGCAACGAGAAAUUGCCGAAACCGAUGAGCGUAUUCAACGCUAUACCGAACAACAAUUUGCUUUGUUGAAAAGUUUCCGUGAGAAAUCGGAACAGGAAUAUCAAAUGUUGGUAUCGUUAAUACAAUGUAUCCCCGAACAACAGGCAAAUGAGUGGUUAGAUCGUCAACCACCAAGUCUGGAGGUUAGUAACAAUGGUGGCGCUGGCAAUUUACCCUACGGUAAUUCACGCCGGCGUAACACCAUUUCGAGUCGAAAAGACCUGAAUAGUACGGCUCCAUCGACACCUACAACUACCCAAGCACCAACAAAUAUAUUCCAGUUGAACAAAGAAAAUGUUUACAAGUCUGUUAACUCGGAAAGUGUUCCGAGCACACCAACAAGUGCCAUACCAACGACUACCACAAAAACGGGUCGAUCAUCAAUUACAGAGAUUAGUGCAAAUACAGGCUCAACAGUAGUUCCUUCAACGGCAGCCGCAGCAGCAGCAUCUUCAUCUACGUCAACAACUGUGGUUGGCGGUUCGCAACAACAACCACAACGUAAGAUGUCUAAUUUUGAUACACCUCCCGCUACCCCAGAAGCAACGCCCAUGAGUGUGGGCAAUAGUCCCACAUUCCGACAACAACAGCAGCAGCAGAAUACCUCAUUUAUAGGUCAGCAAUCGUUUCAACAGCAAUUUCCCACACCAACUGUGGAAACGGCCGACGAUUGCCUAUUUGAAUUGGAAGGUGUUGAUGCAGCAGCGACAACAACACAUCCAUCGUUAUUUUUACAAAACCCGCCUUCCCCAUUACGUCAGCAGCAACAACAAAAUGUGCCACAACAAAUACUGCCAGUCUUUAGUAGCUAUCAACAACGCACCUUAAAUUAUAGCCAACAACAACACAUGGAAAAUCAUAUGAGUGAUUUGGAUGAAAGUGAUGGUGCUGAGGAAGCUGAAGAUGCAUUGGAUUUAGAUAGCUCGAUGCCAAUAUCAAUGGCCACCCCACAAAGACGCAAUCAUACAACAAAUAGUGCAGCCGCAGCAGCAGCUGAUAUGAGUAAUUUUGCCAAAAGUCUACCAAUUGAGAUUGCAAAUUCGCCACUAGUAAAGGGUCGUAGCUAUAUACCAUUGGACUCGGAAGAUGAUGAACUGGACAAUAAUGUCGAUAUUGCAGCCAGCAUUAAGGCUUUAGCUAAAAGUGUUCAUGGCGAGGCGGUAUUUGGCGAUUUGCCAAGACCGCGUCUACGCUCACAAAUUUAAUUUUUUU